Molecule: messenger RNA, 1416 nt
Organism: Cladophialophora psammophila CBS 110553
Lineage: Eukaryota; Fungi; Ascomycota; Eurotiomycetes; Chaetothyriales; Herpotrichiellaceae
Exons: 2
Coding region: 1-1416 (471 amino acids)
Biological process (GO): translational initiation
Cellular component (GO): eukaryotic translation initiation factor 2B complex
Molecular function (GO): guanyl-nucleotide exchange factor activity; translation initiation factor activity
Source: RefSeq, a predicted model, not a curated record
AUGGCGCCCACGGCAGCGUCUUUGACGCCUGGGUUUGCCAGUUUCCAGAAAGUCCUAUCCACAGAGCCGCUCGAAACUUCAACAACGUAUCUGGUCUCAUUGCUUAAGAGACGGCAAAUAAGAGGCUCCAAACGAUGCGCUAUUGUCACUACCCUCCUCCUGCUCCGCACCGUUGAGCUGACCAAACAAGUCGACUCAGUCAGACUGAUCCAGAGAGUCAGAGAGGUUGGCAAAAAGCUCGUUGAAGCUGCUCCUCACGAACCCGCCGUUGGGAACAUCGUUCGCCGAGUCUUGGGAAUCAUACGCGAAGAAGACGAAGAUGAUGCUGCGGGCACAAAAGGUGGAGAUGAGAUGAGCUCUGUUGGUGGUGAUGCUGAUAUUGAAUCGCCUUCGACGUUGGAACCCACGCAAUCAAGAAACAUCUCCCAUACGGUCGUUAAUGGCGAUGCUUCCAGUCCCUCACCUCCGAAAGGCACUGCAAGUCCACGUCCCCCUUUACUGAGCUCGCGCACUGGCGCCCCAGAGACCGCCCGCCCUGUGACGUCUAUGUUCAGCAUCAAUGCCCAUCCAACAAUGCGAAUGCUCGGUGGUCCAAAUGACUCGCCCUUGAGUCGCAGCGGGCAAGCUACCCCACAGCUGCAUCCUGCAGGGACAUUUCAGGCGAAUAUCCGUCCCGAAGUGAUCAAGGGGAUUAAGGAGAUCAUUGAUGAGAUCAACGCUGCCGACGAUGAAAUCGCCACUGCUGCACUCGACCAAAUUCAUCCGCAAGAAACCAUCUUCACAUAUUCCUCUUCCUUGACGGUCCAGCGGUUCCUCCUUAGGGCCGCCUCAAAACGGAAGUUUACAGUUGUCCAUGCGGAAGCAUAUCCCAACAAUCACCUCCAGACACACGCUUUGCUGACCGGGAACCAAGAUGUUGUCACAGAGGACGAGGACAAUCUGCCUAACGACACUUUCUCAAAGACAUUGACGUCGGCUGGUGUUACGGUCGUGGUGAUCCCCGAUUCGGCAAUCUUUGCAGUCAUGUCUCGCGCAAGCAAGGUCAUACUAGACGCCCACGCUGUUUUAACGAAUGGUUCCAUAGUUGCUGCGGCGGGAAGCAAGGCCGUCAUCAAAGCUGCCAACUUCCACCGCAUUCCCAUCAUCGUGUUGGCAGCAACAUACAAACUCUCUCCAGCGUACCCUUAUGAUCCGUUCAGACUGAUCGAGUAUAGUGAGGCGGGAAAGGUGGUACCGUUCCAAGAGGGCGAAUUGCGCCACGGAUUGGAAGAAGGAACGAGGAAUCCAUUAUAUGAUUUCGUCGAGGCAGGCGAUGUGGAUUUGUUCGUCACCAAUGAAGUGCCGGCUGUUGUCAGCACGGGAUACCUUUAUAGGGUUGUGAGGGAGCAGUAUCGGGAUGAGGACUUGCAGCUGUGA